AUGAAAUUGCCCUACUCUUUUAAUUUUAUUAUACCAUGCUUGAUUUUAACAUGCUUUUGCCUGUUCGUGGUACCCGCGGAAUCUGCUCCACAAAACUUUACCUACACAGAGAAUCCCAGCCACACUGAAUUUUCAAACUCAAUACCUCGCAUAAAUAAGCUCGCAACUUAUGAAGACGGGACGGUUCUUGUCCAUCUCAUACGAAGGAAUCCUGACAAUACCUGCGCACAACGAUUUUCUGCUUUAUUAAAUGAAUCGGGCGCCUGUUUAGAACAAUCGUUAUUUCUCAGGAUUAUCGACUUAAAUGGAACGGUCACGGAGAUUAAUCUAAAUAAUACAAAUUUGGGACUAGAUCCCGUAAAUUUCUUUGCAUUUGUUAGCGACCUCGGAAUUACUACGAAUCCCAUUAGUGUAUUUCCCUUGCAAAGUCCUUUCAUCCUAGUAAAUUAUGUGAAUAUGACGAAUUCCUCCGAUGUUAAAACUUACGAGGAUUGGGGAAUGGUGAUAGACUGGUCCGGUAAUAUUUAUAGCAAAUUGAAAUAUGGUAAAUCCUACGUGGCUCCGGACGGUCAUUGGAGUCCAAAUUACUCAAUCAACUUAAAUAUAAAUCCGGCAAUGGGUUUUCUUAGAUUUUCGACCAUAACCACUUCCAACGCCAUAUGGCAGCAAUACGUCGUGGAUAAUUCAGGGCAGCUAUCUUUGCUGUCACAAGACUCUUUUACGGUGCCCAAUUUCUCCAGUUUCUCUGUUAACGUAUUCUCGACCGUUGAUCAGGGGUAUGCCAUAGUGUACGCCAACUCAUCAGCUUCCACCGGAAACAACAACACCGGCAUAUUCAAUACACUCGGCGGAGUGUAUGCUUUCUUUUUAUCAUACGGUCAAAAUAUCACCGGCAACUCGUAUAUCCUCUAUCAAACACCCAUUCCCAAUCUAACAUUUCGGACCGUUUUUUGUGAUAUAGCCUUUGUUGGUGUUGGUCAUGUGUGCACAGUUUCAGUGUCCCAAACCGUCCAAAACACCACCGACGCUUAUUAUUUGAAAAUAUUCUUCCUAUCAUCGGGGUCAGUGUUGUCAUUCACUCCGAUAUCAAUAUCAAAUCUAACUCUGUCAAACGUUAAUGUGAGCUUUACUGGAUGGAGUGUAACGGAAAUGCCUUUUGGUGGCUACACGCUGAAUGCCAUAACACCGUUGACGCUUAGCACAACUAAUUACUACCUUUAUGCUCACGGUCUGUGCGCGAUGUUUGUACCCGAAACCGAGAUAGCCAGCUCGGAUGGAACGGACAACAAUUGCAAAAUUGUUGAGAAAGAACCAAUACCCAAAUUCAGAUUCGAGACGGAUCAUGCUUCCAUAAUGCAAAGAUUGGGAACGGAAGAGGAGGCGAACAACAGUGACAAAGAGGACUCGAUGGAUUUCGUUUACUGA
Messenger RNA from Acaulospora colombiana, 1425 nucleotides. Lineage: Eukaryota; Fungi; Glomeromycota; Glomeromycetes; Diversisporales; Acaulosporaceae. The record is from the annotation of a GenBank genome assembly.